Malassezia pachydermatis is the source of this 702-nucleotide messenger RNA. RefSeq names its product polymerase iii polypeptide h. Gene Ontology annotation, molecular function: DNA-directed RNA polymerase activity; DNA binding. Bases 1 to 702 code for a protein of 233 amino acids. Gene Ontology annotation, biological process: transcription initiation at RNA polymerase III promoter; DNA-templated transcription. Lineage: Eukaryota; Fungi; Basidiomycota; Malasseziomycetes; Malasseziales; Malasseziaceae. Gene Ontology annotation, cellular component: RNA polymerase III complex. The transcript has 3 exons. The record is from RefSeq and is a predicted model, not a curated record.
AUGUUUGUUCUAUCAGAAAUUGAGGAUACCAUCAAGGUUGAGCCGAAAAAUUUCCACAAGCCAAGUGCGACGGCCAUUGCAGAACAAAUCAAUGUAAAGUACGCAAAUAAAGUUCUUCAGGAUGUGGGGCUGUGUAUUUGUGUCCAUGAUAUUCUUGAAGCUAGUGAGGGUCGCAUUCGGUGGGGUGAUGGGUGCUUAUACUACACCGUUCUCUUUCGUCUAGUGGUCUUCCGACCUUUUAUCAAUGAGGUCCUCGUAGGACGGAUCACAUCGUCAACGAAUGAGUCGAUUCGGGUUUCUAUGGGAUUCUUUGACGAUAUUUAUAUACCACCGCAUCUUCUUCCUACGCCCUCUGCUUUUGACUACCAAGAGCAAGCGUGGUUUUGGCUCCUAGAUCCAUCGUCGGAUGCACAUGUAGCUGACCCAUUGUUGUCGGCUCCCGAGGAGCGGAUGUAUCUGGACGUCGGAGAGACAAUACGCUUUGCGAUUGAAUCAGACAGCUUCUAUGAUAUGGAGCCAGGGCCAGCUGUGGGGGAAGGAAAGCUCGGUGAGACCCCCACAGGUGUCGGAAAUAUUCCCGGAGAUCCAGGCUCGAAAGGGUCCACGAACUAUGCGCCUUACCGUAUUGUUGGCUCUAUCGCCGGCCAGGGUCUAGGAUUGGUAUCGUGGUGGGCCGGUGCAGAACAAGUCCCUGUAGAAUAA